AUGGGCCCCCUGAAAGAGAGUCAGGGAUCCCCAGGGGCCCAGGGACCAUACUUUCUCCUUCAGUCUGACAUGGCAGAAAAACCAACGCGUAUGUCCACACAAAUACCCGAUGAUGAAGAUAUACAAAAAGAAGAUAAUAUCCGUUGCUUAACUCUGCUUGGUCAUUUUGGUUUUGAUUGUUUGCCUCAUCAACUGAUGAACAAAUCUAUUCAACAAGGGUUCUUUUUCAAUAUUCUCUGUGUGGGGGAAACGGGGAUUGGAAAAUCAACAUUGAUCGACACACUCUUCAAUACUAAUUUGAAAGACAAAAAAUCCUCACAUUUUUACCCAAAUGUUGGACUUAAAAUUCAGACAUAUGAACUUCAGGAAAGCAAUAUUCAAUUUAAUUUAACUGUUGUGAAAACAGUGGGGUAUGGUGAUCAAAUAAACAAGGAAGCCAGCUACCAGCCGAUAGUUGACUACAUAGAUGCUCAAUUUGAGUCCUAUCUUCAAGAAGAAUUGAAAAUUAAGCGUUCCUUUGUUGACUACCAUGAUUCCCGUAUCCACGUGUGCCUUUACUUCAUUUCACCUACAGGACAUUCUCUGAAAUCCCUUGAUCUAUUAACCAUGAAGAACAUUGACAGUAAGGUGAACAUUAUACCACUGAUUGCCAAAGCAGAUACAAUCUCUAAAAAUGAUUUACAGAAAUUUAAGUGUAAGAUAAUGAGUGAAUUGAUUAGUAAUGGCAUCCAGAUAUACCAACUCCCAACAGAUGAUGAAGCUACCACACACGUGAACACCUCAAUGAAUGGACUCUUACCUUUUGCUGUAGUAGGAAGUAUGGAUGAAGUGAAAGUUGGAAAAAGAAUGGUCAGAGGCCGUCAGUACCCUUGGGGAGUUUUACAAGUGGAAAAUGAAGAUCACUGUGACUUUGUGAAGCUCCGGGAUGUGCUUCUUUAUACAAACAUGGAAGACUUGAAAGAACAAACCCACACUUGGCACUAUGAACGUUACAGGUGCAGCAAACUUCAGAAAAUGGGAUUUACUGAUGUGGGUCCAGACAACCAGCCAGUUAGUUUUCAAGAGAUCUAUGAAGCCAAAAGGCAGGAGUUCUUGGAUCAAUGUCAGAGGGAAGAAGAAGAGUUGAAACAGAAGUUUAUGCAGAGAGUAAAGCAGAAAGAAACAGCAUUUAAAGAAGCUGAAAAAGAGCUACAGGACAAGUUUGAGCAUCUUAAGAGGGUCCAACAAGAGGAGACAAUGAAACUUGAGGAGGAGAGAAGACAAUUGGAAGAAGAAAUAAUAGAUUUUUAUAAAAUGAAGGCUGCCUCUGGAACAUUGCAGACUCAGGGGUGUACCAAUAUAAGGAAGGACAAAGAUCGUAAGAAAUAA
Messenger RNA from Eubalaena glacialis (North Atlantic right whale), 1368 nucleotides. RefSeq names its product septin 14 (gene SEPTIN14). The record is from RefSeq and is a predicted model, not a curated record. Lineage: Eukaryota; Metazoa; Chordata; Mammalia; Artiodactyla; Balaenidae. Gene Ontology annotation, cellular component: cell division site; microtubule cytoskeleton; septin ring. Gene Ontology annotation, molecular function: GTPase activity; GTP binding; molecular adaptor activity. The transcript has 10 exons. Gene Ontology annotation, biological process: cytoskeleton-dependent cytokinesis. The coding region runs from base 1 to 1368 and encodes 455 amino acids.